Molecule: messenger RNA, 1056 nt
Organism: Cannabis sativa
Lineage: Eukaryota; Viridiplantae; Streptophyta; Magnoliopsida; Rosales; Cannabaceae
Exons: 3
Coding region: 127-921 (264 amino acids)
Molecular function (GO): protein binding
Source: RefSeq, a predicted model, not a curated record
CUCCCGACAGAAGAUAAGCCACUAACUUUCCUGUCAAGACGAGACCUUGAUCGUGCAAAGUCCUAAAUCCCAAUAAAAAGUUAAACCCUAAUUUUGUCCUCUAAAUCUGGGCUGCUUACAUUGAUCAUGGCGCUUCAUGGGUCUAUCUUCUGUUGCAAAGGAAAUGUUUUUUCCAUGGAACUUACAACUACGCCGCGUUUAGGCAUUAAGAGUUUGAGAAAGCUAGUUUGUCUUUCAACUUUUCGGAAGCAAUCCAGUUAUGUAGCUGCUGAACACUAUGGAAGAAGGCAUAAAUUCCAGCUUUGUCAUGGUGAUUCUCAUCUCAAUAUGCGAAAUGGUAGUUCCACAAUCUUGAUUCAGAAUUCACGUCGUCUUUCGUUGAGAUCAUGCCAAGUUAAAGGGGAGAAUGUAGAAGGAAGCUCAAGUGGUGAGAGCCUCAUACUUGAUGUCGAAACUUUGGAGCGGGAUCUGAGUAUUGCGAUUGCUGAGGAGAACUAUGCCAAAGCAGCAAAAAUUAGGGACAGCCUUAAACUUCUCCAAGAGGACAGCAAAACUUCAGUACUGGCUGCAAAUGCUCGAUUUUACGAUGCAUUCAGAUGCGGAGAUCUUGCCAUGAUGCAAACCCUUUGGGCAAAGGGUGAUGAGGUUUGUUGUGUGCACCCAGGUCCUAGGGGAAUAUCUGGUUAUGAUGAUGUAAUGACCAGUUGGGAAUAUGUAUGGGCAAACUAUGAAUUUCCUCUGUUUAUUGAGCUAAAAGAUAUUAAAGUUCAUGUUAGAGGUGAUAUGGGCUAUGUUACGUGCGUGGAAUUGGUUAAGACAAAAGGUAGCAGUUGGGGGGGACAGUUUGUGACAAACGUGUUCGAGAGGAUUGAUGGUCACUGGUUUAUCUCUAUUCACCAUGCUUCACCUAUUGAGUUGUAAAGUUUUCAGUUUUGGUACAAUGUCCAAUACUUAUUUUUCACCUAUUGUCAACUCCACAGCUAAUAAACCCUAAUCCAUAUUAGCUUCUUUGCCCAGCCAAGUGAAAAAUAAAAUAUUGUAAUCCUUUUAUCUCCA